Molecule: messenger RNA, 1883 nt
Organism: Gossypium arboreum
Lineage: Eukaryota; Viridiplantae; Streptophyta; Magnoliopsida; Malvales; Malvaceae
Exons: 9
Coding region: 35-1519 (494 amino acids)
Source: RefSeq, a predicted model, not a curated record
UUUAUUUCAAUAACUUGAUGGAAAUCUAUAAUGCAUGACCUUGGUCCAUGUUUUUUUAGUUCUAUCUUGCACCCUUGCCAUACUUUUUGUGUCGUUUUCAACUGUAGUAGGUUUUAUAAUUGCAGGCAUUGACUUAGGAAGUCCAGCACUAGAUGUUAACCCAGCUCCCCUUUAUGGGCACUCAUCUGUCCAUGGUUCAAAAGAUGUUAUAUCAUGUGACCGAAUUCGAGUUUCUGGUCACUCAAGAUUGAUGCUCAGGAGUUAUGCCAGUUCCGUUCGAGUUACUUUAGCUCCAUCUGUCCUAAUACCAGAAAGAUUACACAGCAAAAUACAUGUUUGCUUUCAUCGGAAUGCUUCACUUGGAUUAUGCAAGUGUGAGCAUGAAAAUUGGAAGGCGGUGGAAAAGGGUAUAUGGCUCUCUGUCAUGUCACCUUAUGAUGAUAGAUUUAUAGAUGUGAAGUUUAUAGGUGAUGUGUCUGGCUCUGUCACGGUUGCUCUUGAAGAAGAUUUUCAGCGAUGGCGGCUUGUGUUUCUAGCUUUAGGAUUUGUUUUGUUGCUCUUGGCACCAUUUGCCAGCAAGUGGGUUCCUUUUUACUACAGUAGUUCAAUGGCUAUUGGAAUUAUUCUUGUCAUUAUAAUCCUUCUCUUCCAGGGAAUGAAAUUGUUGCCAACAGGGAGGAAAAAUAUCUUCUAUCUUGGUAUAUAUGUUCCAGUGCUUGGAGCUGGAUCUUUUCUUUUACAUCAUUUCUCUGGGUUGGUAAAUUCGAUUCUUGUCAAUUUUGGGCUUAGUGAAGAGAUGCAUAACCCAGUUGCUAUAUUUGUUUUGGUUGUAAUUAUCCUAUUAGGAGCUGCAUUGGGGUACUGGAUGGUAAGAAAAUUCGUGAUCUCAAAUGAUGGAAGCGUUGAUGUUGGUGUUGCCCAGUUUGUAAAAUGGGCCAUGCGUAUCGUUGCAGCUACAUUUAUUUUCCAGAGCACUCUAGAUACUCGGCUGGCAGUGGUGGUAUUGGCUUCUUCUUCUGCUAUCUGUUCUCUCAUCACAUCAACUAGAAGGAAUACUCACAUGAACCAACCACGGUCUUGGGACGAGGGUCCUUGGGUGCACCGGUCAAGGCCGGGAAUAAUAAACCAAGGCCGUGCUGAAUUUUUUGAUAGGUCUCCAAGAAUGUAUCCUAAUAGGACAUUGUGGAAUGGACAUACUCCACUGACUUCACUAACAUGGAAUAAAUUUCCUGCAAGAGGCGGCAUAAGUGAUCAAAAUUACUAUUCUAGCUUUCACAAGACACGUAACCGAAAGAAAUUUACGAAACAAGAAUGGAAAGAUUUCACUCGCGAGUCUACCCGGCACGCCAUUGCAGAUUUGGCGGCAACCCCAGAGUUCACUGAUUGGAUGAUUGAACAUGCUGACAGGAUUAAACUCCUUCCGUGUGAUAGUUCAGAAGAAUCAGUUGGAAGCAAAUCAAAUUCGUCCGAUUAUGAUGAAGAAGGAAGCUCCAGCCGAUUUAGAUUAUUUAACUUGUAGCCUCCUAUACGAAAAUGGUUAUCUUUGAAAAUUUAGCCCCAGAUAUAGGAAUCAUGUUACUCAAAUUCAAGUGUGAAUGUUGGAUACAGAUAUUUGUUGUCGGAGAGUCAGGUCCUGAUAAUUAAGUCCAGAUAUGCGUUGAACACAGAUAAUUGAAGAGUCGGAGUAAUUCCAGAUAACAUGUUUAUUUUACAAGUAAAUUGCUGGCCUCAUGUCCAAUGUUUGGGGAAAAAUACUAUUCUAACCAUUUGAUAGGCUGUAGAAAAUCCAGUAUACUAUUCUGCAUAUUGUACAGAUGACGCUGACAAAAGAUAUUAUUUUAGUAUUUUACAUAUGAAAAAAUAAAUUCCUAUUUUUCAUAAAA